Messenger RNA from Penicillium taxi, 483 nucleotides. RefSeq lists its product as uncharacterized. The record is from RefSeq and is a predicted model, not a curated record. Bases 1 to 483 code for a protein of 160 amino acids. The transcript is spliced from 4 exons. Lineage: Eukaryota; Fungi; Ascomycota; Eurotiomycetes; Eurotiales; Aspergillaceae.
AUGCCUAUAAUCCUGACUUUAGAUGGGGAUAUUGUUAUAACCUGGCGCGACCUUGAGGACCCAACAGAGCCUAUCCUCGUUGCGCAUAUCAAAGAAGAUAUUCGAAAGGGUCUUGGUCCUCCAAAUACUAUGCUUCCCUGGUCUAAGGUUAAUACCUUAGUAUGUCUAGUUAUUGUGGAAAGAGGUCAGCAAUGUGGCAUCACCUUCAAGGAUAACGGCAUGAUGAAUCGGCAUUUUCAUAAGCAACAUACUGGCUGCUUUUUAACACCAGAUACAGCAGCGAUAACAUCUAAGGAGAGGGCGGACUCACACAAAAUCCUCGCGCGGUAUGUGGUGAGUACAGACUGGCGUAACGCCCAUUUUCUUGCCGAACCCGGUCGCAGCCCAAUCGGGAGCGAUAUUGGUCAGUCCGCCGACGUCUGUAGUUAUUUUGCCAGUGGGGUGAGGAUUUCCAUCGGGAUCAUGUUCCAAGAGCAGCGGUAA